AACUACCCCAAUCUGAGCGCGGCAGGCCUCUCCCUCCACACAGGGACGGAGUCUGCCCCCGUCGCCCGUCUGCUCUCUUUCUUUCACUCGGGUGAAUCCCCCUCCCACUUUUCUUUUUGUUGUUGCCCGCCAGCGACCACCAUGGUGGCAUCCGGCGGUCCCAGCACGGGCCAGACCUGCGGGCUCGUCCUGAUUUUCGCCGUGCUCUUGCAAUCCAUCUGCGUGGCAAUCACUUUCCUUUAUUUCACCAACGAGCUGCAACAGCUCCGAGACACAUAUGCAAAGAGUAGCUUUGCUUGCUUCACCAGGGAAAACUUUUUCCUAGAAGAUAUGGAUCCAAAUGAUAAAGAAGAUGGUGAUCCCUGUUGGGAGGUCAAAUGGCAGCUGUCGAGGCUCAUUAGAAAGAUGGUGAUGAAGAAUCGUGCAGAAGAAGGAACAUCAGCUUCAACACAAGACAAUAUUUCUCUAGAUACCAUUGCAAGAGAUGUGCCUAGGAACCCCCAAGUCGCAGCUCACCUCACCUCAAGCAGAAAUCCAAGGAAAGCUUUAUUUGUACAAAGUCCUCCUAUGGGAAACAAUUUGGGAUUUAAAAUAAUCUCUUGGCAAUCUUCAGUGUACCCUUCCUUUCUUCACAACGUAUUGCUGAACAAUGGAGAACUUAUCAUACAGCAACCUGGAUUUUAUUACAUUUAUGCACAGACUUAUUUUCGUUUCCGGGAAUCGGAACCCAUUGCAGAUCCCGACUCAGAGAGCAUUAGAAAUCCAAAGCAGUUGGUUCAGUACAUUUCCAAAUUUACAGAUUAUUACCCAGAAGCCAUCCUGCUAAUGAAAAGUGCAAGAACCAGUUGUUGGUCUAAAAAUGCAGAAUAUGGACUGUAUUCCAUAUACCAGGGUGGAGUGCUUCAGUUAAGGAGAAAUGAUAGGAUUUUUGUCUCCAUCAGCUAUGUAGAACUGGUGGACAUGGAUAAAGAAGCCAGCUUUUUUGGAGCCUUCCUGGUCUCUUAAAGAAGAGGAUGAGAGAAUAAUUAGGCACCCAUAAAGAAGUUGUGGAAGACCUGGAAAAUUCUGCUUUUGGAGUACAGUAAGAAGUCGUUGCACUAGCCACAGAAUUGGAUGAAGUAUUUAGUUUUUCCUCUCUUAACCACAACUGAGACCAGUUCAAGGUCCCAUUAUCCAAAUUCCACUAUAAACAUUGCUACAGAUACAGAAAUGCUAACAAGCCAUUGUGUGGGUCCAUGAACAAUCUUCCAGGGAUUUUGGUUUUUGUUUGGAACAGGAGGGUUGCAUUUGAUUUGUUUCAGCAAAUUUCUGUUGAUCCGAUUAUGCAUGGAAUCCAUGCACCUAAGAAGACACAUAACAAGUGAUUUCAACCUGGGCUGUCGUGUGGGUGUUGCCACUCUGGUGUGGGAUGCGUUUGCCGAACCGACUCUGACCAUAGAGUGUAAAGGAUAAAGCAAAAUAAGGUUCCCUAAGUUAGACAGUUUCCUUUUUUUCACAUCAGAAUGGUGACAGCUGAAUCGUACACUUAAGCGUAGCACCUGGAAGAUCCAUCCAGAAAGGUACCAUCUCUGAUUGCAAAAGAAAAACUCCAUAUUGGAAAGCUGCAUCCUAAACUCAUACGUUCACAUACCCGUACCCCUUCACGCAGCUUGAAAUGGUACAGUCUUGGGUAGUCCCGUACCAUGCAAUAAACUCCAAACAAGCUGCUCCUUUUUGAGAAUGAAAAAUGUGAAUCCCAUUCGGAAAGAACAGGUUUUGCUUCAUGUUCUAAUUGGGCCAAACGGAUAAAAAUAAAAAAUAAAAGUCAGAUUACUCUGAGGCUGGAAACAGGCUUCAGAUUAGUUGGUAACCUCCUUUUAAUGCAGGAACAUUUUUCGUAUGAAAAGAUUUAUUUUUAAGGUUUGUGUGUGUAUAUAUAUAUAUAAAAAAAUAGCAGGCUAACAAAAAUCAGGAAAAUCAAAGCAAUUAUUUUUUUGGUAAAGGUCCAGAUGCAGUUAAGAUACAAACUGAAGCAAGGGAUGUAAUUUAGAGGAGUCUGAGCAAAUCAAUAAAUGGUGCCUUUUGUUCUUGUGAGAAUUGUUAUCCCCUGUAGAUUACUGCUGAAGACCCUUUAAAGAAAAACAGUAACUCUUAACCACAGUUUCUGUAAAAGCAGUUCAAUGUUUCUGAGAGUUUACUGUUUUAUGCCAGAAAGGUAAGUGGCGGUCAAAGAAACUCACAUUUAUUUAGAACUGGAAUCGCAUACCUGUUUAAUACUGGGUAAAAAUCCAUUUAUUUCUGUAAUGCCAAAUAGUGCCAGGUCUUUAAUAGUAUUCGCCACGUGGAAAUAUUGUUAUUGAAAUGCUAUGAAAACCUUCACCUGCAGCAUGAUUUUUGCAUUGUGAUUGACAAAAGAAUUGCCAAUUGUUUCUCCAGCUUCUACACCACACUUUAAUGUAUACAGCUUAGUGAAUACUAUUAUUCAUGGCUCUGUUGUGAACUCCUGAGGAUUUCUUUGCAGUUACUGGUGUGGUUUUUCAUGUGAUCCAUUAGCAUAACUCCUCUAAGGGAUUCCUUCCUAUCUCUUUUUAGUGUAGCCAGCAGGAAAAUCCCACCCUAACUACAAUGGGAUUAUUCUACCCUACUAUGGUUGGCAGCAUGUGUUUAACAGAGAUAGAAACGUAGACCAACUGCAUAUUUAGAAGAAAUUCCUUCAGAAAUGCCUUUAAGUAUAUGCAAAGAGAUACUGAAGUUACACAUUGUGUGAAAUGUUGAGGUGCAAAUAUGUAGCAUUAGCAUUAAUGGGAUAUCCCAUUUUAGGAUCAUCGGCCUUCAUUCACACCACUGUAAAACACCCUAACCCUUAAAGUCUGAGUGGAGUCAACCCAAUUUGAUGGUCUGCAAUUUGGGAUGACAUGUCCAAGGAGGUCUGACUAAGAGCUCCUUGGAGACUGUGUUGAAAUAAUAUUGGGAGAUUUUGCCUUGUUGGUAGCAAGUAUGUAAAACCAUGGCUGUUCUCGUAUCUCAACUGCCACGCUCAUGGUGAUAUUCGAGAAGAAAGAAUGGGAAAGGUCUGGAGAUAAAGCCUCUUCGACUUACUCCUGUGAAUUUAGCAAAUAUGAGGGACAAAAAUCUGAAUGACCAUUAAUGGGUAGCAAAACUCUGUCGGGACAGUUUAAAUUUUGCAGCCCAAGUGUGGUUGGUUAUACUGUGAAGCAAAGCAUCAGUUCAGCUAGAUAGCUCCAUCUUCAUUAAAGUUGGUUUAUCAAAUGGAUGCAGGUAAGCUCUUCAUCAUCCUUUGGGUUUUUUAAGCAGUAG
Notechis scutatus (mainland tiger snake) is the source of this 3297-nucleotide messenger RNA. It is a transcript of the gene TNFSF10, whose product is annotated as TNF superfamily member 10. Lineage: Eukaryota; Metazoa; Chordata; Lepidosauria; Squamata; Elapidae. Gene Ontology annotation, molecular function: tumor necrosis factor receptor binding. Gene Ontology annotation, cellular component: membrane. Gene Ontology annotation, biological process: immune response. The record is from RefSeq and is a predicted model, not a curated record.